This is a messenger RNA of Brugia malayi, 2097 nucleotides long. RefSeq lists its product as uncharacterized. Gene Ontology annotation, molecular function: transcription coregulator activity. NCBI's taxonomy places the organism in Eukaryota, Metazoa, Nematoda, Chromadorea, Rhabditida, Onchocercidae. The record is from RefSeq and is a predicted model, not a curated record. Bases 1 to 2097 code for a protein of 698 amino acids. Gene Ontology annotation, cellular component: mediator complex. The transcript has 16 exons. Gene Ontology annotation, biological process: regulation of DNA-templated transcription; tRNA methylation.
AUGGAACGUUGUUCUUUUAUUUUGAAAAAGAAAAACCGGGAAUGUCGGAUGCUGGUGAAAAACGGCCAGAAAUAUUGCGGAGAACAUGCUAUUUACGAUGAUCAGAAUGAGGAUCGUAUCAUUUGUCCAAACGAUCCAAGACACACAGUGAAUAAAUCACAUUUGCAAAAACAUUUAUCUUCUCGAUGUAAUAGUCGUUUACCUGAAGUACCGUGGAUCGUUAAAAAUUUUAAUCUAGCAGGAUCUCCAAAUGGAGUGGAGCCAUGGUAUCGUCCUUCAGAUGGCGAAUUUUUGAGAAUUCGAAAAAUCAUUGAAAGAAUAUACAACCAGAUAGCCAAUGAUAUAACAGAUUCAUUUCUGAAAAAUGACUUUAUUGAAAACUGUGCUUCAAGUUUUUCAAAACUGAAAAAGAAACAUAUUUGGCAAAUAUCAUCAAUAAUUGAACAUCUAAGAAUAAUCGAGUUGCUUAAUAAUGACAAGCGCUGGUGUAUGAUAGAUUUUGGAACCGGUAGAGCACAGCUUUCAUAUUGGAUGGCCAAAAUUGCUCCAAAAUGUCGGUUUCUGCUGAUCGAGAAGAUGGGAUCAAGGAAUAAAUUCGAUAAUAAAAUUCACAAAGAACUGGAUUUAGUCUUUCUUGAACGAUUACGUUGUUCGGUGGAGCAUCUUGAUUUAUCAAAAAUUGAUUUGAUUCGGGAUGUGGAUAAUACAGCAGCAGUAUGCAAGCAUUUCUGUGGUGCUGCUACAGAUUUUGGUAUCCGGUGCUUAAUGAAUGGAGUAAAAAGCGGUUUGAAUGUAAAUGGUUUCGUUUUAGCCCCAUGUUGCCAUCAUCGAACUACAUACAAUGAGUACAUUGGUCGUGCCUUCUUAGGAUCUCAUGGCAUUUGUAGCUCAAAUGAAUUUGCCGCUUUAAGACAUAUUUCAACAUGGGCUGUUUGCGGUUUCCUUAAUCAGGAGAAUCUUGAUGGUACUGUUUCUCUUUCAUCUCAUUCACCAAAGUUCGAAAAUUUGGGUCAACAGAAAGCAAAGUUGGAAUUCAUGUUGCUGAAUUCAGCGGAGAAAGAACUUCUUGGACAGAAAGCUAAAGCGGUUUUGGAAUUUGGUCGAGUCGUAGAACUUCGGAAAAAUUUCGAACGAGUAAGCAGUCUGGAUCUUUUGCGAGGUUCCGGUUUAAACUCGGUUUCGGGUCCCGAAACAUCUGAGGAACAAAAGAAGCGAUUCGAAAUUGAAUGUGAAUUUGUACAGGCUUUAGCUAAUCCUCAUUACUUGAAUUUUUUAGCGCAGCGAGGUUAUUUUAAGGAGCCGUACUUCAUCAAUUAUUUGAAAUACCUUUUGUACUGGAAAAGACCAGAAUACGCGAGAGCUUUGAAAUAUCCGCAGUGCUUACAUUUCCUUGAAGCGGUACAGAGCUCAGCUUUUCGUGAGGCAAUAACUUGUACAGCAAAUGCAAAAUUUAUUGAAGAACAACAGUGUAUACAACGGAACACGAUGAUGACGAACAGGAAUGGAAGCAGCAGCAUCCACAACGGCAAAAAACUUCAACGACAUCUUCCUAAUUUAAUUGCUUUAUUUUUUGCUUUAUCAAUUGUAUAUUCGAAGUCUUUUGUAACUACUGCUGAACCAACGGUCGAUCUUCCGUCAACUUGCGAAUCAUGUGUUUUAUUUGCGCGAGAGUUUCAGGAACAGUUAGCAAAUGAUAGAGCUGUUAAGAUUUCGGCCGUAGAAAAAGAGUUUAAGUUUGUGGAAGCUUUGGAGGGAACUUGUGAGCGAAUGCUGCAAUAUAAACUGCAUAAAGAGAAGUCAGACAUUUCACGUUUUGCCAAGGAGGAAAGUAAUACAAUGAAAGCUCUGAAUGAGCUAAGAAGUAAAGGAGUUAAGGUAGAAUUAGGUAUACCUUACGAAAUGUGGGAUACUCCAUCAGUUGAAAUCGUAACGUUAAAACAGAACUGUGAGGCAUUACUAGAGCGUUAUGAAAAUGAUCUCGAACAGUGGUAUAAUAUCAGGAAUAGACCACUACUUGAGGAAUAUCUGUGUAAAAAACGAGUAUUAAAACGCACAGAACGUGAUUGUAUGGAAAUUUCUGAUAAUCUAGAAUUAUAG